Messenger RNA from Hydatigera taeniaeformis, 606 nucleotides. Lineage: Eukaryota; Metazoa; Platyhelminthes; Cestoda; Cyclophyllidea; Taeniidae. The record is from the annotation of a GenBank genome assembly.
AUGCUAUUAUUGGUUAGUGAAGUGCUCUCAGAAUGUGGUGUGCCCUACACUCACCUCUUCGCGAUGUCGCCUUUCCGAAGGCGGAAACGGGUGCGCGGUUCGGCUCAGCGCAACAAAGGUAUCGAGUGGAUUCGCACUCAUCCUCUUCCAAACACUGAAAAAGGCAUUGUCUUCUUUGCUGAUGAUGACAAUACCUAUGACCCACGAAUAUUUAUAGAAAUGCGUACCACACAACUGGGUUCCACUUGGCCCGUGGGUCUGGUUGGUGGAAGUAAAUGGGAAGGUUGCAUUACUGAUCCCAAGGAUCGCAGUAAGAUCAUUGACUUCUGGUGCAUAUUUCGGCCCUGGCGCCAAUUCCCCUUUGACAUGGCAGCCUUCGCAGUGAAUGCACGCCUCUUCACGCUCUUCCCCACGGCGCGAUUUGACUACCAUCGAGCCCUGGAACAGGAGGGACUCAUUCUCUCACAACUCGGCUUUCAGAGUGCCUACGACCUCGAACCCAAAGCAGAUGGAUGUUCCAAGAUUCUCGUAUGGCACACGCAAACUCGCACACCGUCUUUCGUUCCUUAUUUUGGAUUUCAACCACCACCACCGAGUUUUGUGUAA